AUGAGAGAGCAGAGACCAUUAUCACAUUUGCCCCAAGCAACUGGCUUACAUCCUCCUGAUCCCACUCAAGUGCUUAAGAGAAUUCCCGACGGUGUCUUAAUAGACAACCAAGCUGUUCGUAGAACCUUAGAUGCUUCUCUUAUAGAUCUCCUCAAAGAACAUCGAGGGAUAGGCUCCGAGGCUAAAAAGAGAAAGAGAGGUAAAAAAAUCCAACCGGGUAAAAAUUUAGCUACAAGUACACCGCCUGAACCAACUCCUGAACCCAGAGAUGCAUCAACUCCCGAACCAGAAGAUGAAUCAAUUCCUGAACCAAGAGAUUCACCAAGUCGUUCCAAUUUAGCCUUUGGUGGCAUAGACGAAACUCUGCCUGAUCUUGCAUCUACUUCUGGUUUAAGCUUCGCUGCUCUUAAGAAAGGGAAGAAGCCAAGGAAGAAAAUGACGUUGACAGUCGAAGUAAGCCAAAGACAAAAAAGGCGCGACAAUAGCUCCAAAUGUGGAAUUUGUCUCUGCAAUUGGAAAGACUAUAGUCGGUGUCAAAAAUGGAUAUGCGGUCCAUGUAACAACGGUAGCAAAGAUCCUUACUUUGUUUGCGAGCGAUGCGAUGAUUCAGAAGAUGAGGGAGAUGAAAUGUGCGAUGAUUCUGAUGCAGAUAAAGACUUCGAUCCGGAUGAUGGUCUAGAAAAGCGUGAAGUCACAAACUCCGAACUACAAAACAGUUGUGAUAAAUUUAGUGAUAAUGAUCAUUUAAAACACAAUAACGAAGUUGAUGAUAUUCAAGAGUUCGAAGACUCCGACGAUUCUGUCAAGGACAAGGACUAUGGUCCAACCGCUUCUGAUGAAUCCUCCGUCGAUAGUGAUUUCGAUCAGCAAGAGGUGCCAUUACCAGAAAUUACAGAAGCAGAUAAUUACAAAUAA
Molecule: messenger RNA, 915 nt
Organism: Ceutorhynchus assimilis (cabbage seed weevil)
Lineage: Eukaryota; Metazoa; Arthropoda; Insecta; Coleoptera; Curculionidae
Source: the annotation of a GenBank genome assembly